Molecule: messenger RNA, 684 nt
Organism: Tetrahymena thermophila SB210
Lineage: Eukaryota; Ciliophora; Oligohymenophorea; Hymenostomatida; Tetrahymenidae
Product: transmembrane protein, putative
Exons: 2
Source: RefSeq, a predicted model, not a curated record
AUGUAUGGCACUGAGCACUAUGAAGAUUUAGAAGCUGAAAAAACGAAAAAAUCAGUAAAGAUCUUUGAAAGAGAUUCUCUUUAUAAGAGUUUAGAAGCACAUAUUAACAUAGUUUAUUUUACUUAAUACUCCAUUGCAUUAGGCUUUGUAUUUUUGAUUUGGGUAUUUGAUGAAGUAAGAAAGUAUAUGAUGGAACAUCCAGCUUUUCUUAUUAUUAGCUGUGCAUCAUGCAUUCUCUGCAUAGUUGCUGUUAGAUUUUUCUUUAUUACAAUAAGAGACUUCCCCUUAAGUUUACUGAGUCUGAUCCUCUUUUCUCUAUCAAAAAUUUACUUACUUGGAUUCAUCUUUUGUAUUUGCUAUUAUCAUCUAUAUGUUUACUCAUUAGCUCUUCUCUGUGGAGACUUUUUUUUAAUCUCCAUAAUUACCUUAAGUAAAUUCAGUAACAUGUACUUGAUAAUUGGAGUAAUACUUCUUUUAAAAGUGGCGCUAUCCUUUAUUUUAACUAUAUUUUUCUCAAUACUUGAAAGUUUCUUAAUUUGCCUAAUUACAGGUCUUAUAUCUAUUGUUUAUUAGUUUACUAUAUACGCCAUUAACAGAAAAUAAAAAUUUGGAUAAAAAGACUUUCUAGUUUCAUCGUUCUACCUAUAUGCUUUUUGGCUGAUCCCUAUUGCUCCUGAUGAUUGA